Molecule: messenger RNA, 1966 nt
Organism: Manis javanica (Malayan pangolin)
Lineage: Eukaryota; Metazoa; Chordata; Mammalia; Pholidota; Manidae
Gene: SLC66A3
Product: solute carrier family 66 member 3
Source: RefSeq, a predicted model, not a curated record
GCGGGGCGGGCCGGGAAGGCGGAAGGCCUCGGCCGGCGCGAAGGCCGACCGCUGCGUGGCUGCUCCGGCGCCGCUGUGGGAUCCACCGGCCCCGCGACCCCAGCCCGCGGCGCCAUGGCUUCGCAGCUGCUGUGGAUCUGCAACUGGAGCACGCUGGGCGUGUGCGCGGCGCUCAAGCUGCCGCAGAUCUCCUCCGUGCUGGCGGCGCGCAGCGCGCGGGGCAUCAGCCUCCCGAGCUUGCUGCUGGAGCUGGCGGGGUUCCUGGUGUUCCUCCGGUACCAGUGUUACUAUGAGUACCCGCUGCUCACCUACCUGGAGUUCCCCAUUCUCAUUGCACAAGACGUCAUUCUCCUGCUGUGUGUCUUCCAUUUCAACGGGAACGUGAAGCGGGCAGCUCCAUACAUAGCCCUAUUGGUGUCUUCGUGGUUUGUGCUCACCCUGCAGAAGUGGAUCAUAGAUCUGGCCCUGCAUUUAUGUACUUUCAUCAGUGCGGCCAGUAAGUUCGCUCAGCUCCAAUACUUGUGGAGGACCGCGGACUCGGGAGCUGUGAGCGCACUGACAUGGAGCCUCGCUUCCUACACCUGUGCGGCAAGAAUAGUAACGACUUUAAUGACCACCAGUGAUCUUACAAUGCUUACACGUUUUGUGAUUAUGCUGGCUUUAAAUAUAUGGAUAACAGCUACAGUACUUCGCUACCGGGUGACUGCUGAAAAGGCUGAAUGAUGGAUAUAUUACACCUAUAUACACAGUGGAUUUCAAAUAACUGGACCAAAGGGAAAAAAAGCUCAUUACUAAAUCAUGGUCUUUAAUAAAUUUUGUUGUCUCAGAAACUUUGAAGCCAAAGGUAUUUUAGACAUGAAAGAGCCACUUAAACACUCGUUUAAAAUGUCCAUUUCCCUACCUCUCCAUCCACUUCAUUAGGCUAAGGUAGGGCUCAAGCACCUGCAGUUUUGAAGACUGAUGAUCGAUGGAAGUCGUCCAAGAAGCCCAUUUUGAGAUGAUCAAGUUCUCUCUAAAAAGCUAACUACAUGUUUUUCAGUGUUUGGAAUCAAAGUCAUCCUUUCCACAGCAUAAGUGAACAUGGGGUGGGAUUCUGCUUAAAGUCAGAAGUGGAACUGCAUUGAACUACUAGGGUUCACUUUGUGGGACUGUUUAAUUGUAACACAGAACAGGAUGGCCUUUUUCUAUCAUAAUACAGCAUAAUAUAAUCCUUAGGCUAUAGCAAGGCUUUCCAGGCAAGCCAAAAUGUAACUUGAGUUCCUUCACCAGAGCAGUCCUUUAACUUCAUACUGUGCUUUUAAUUCCUAACAAAAGGUACUUCUACCUGCAGUCUCUACUUACCAUAAGGCAAUGCCAGUGAACUUCCUGAUUCAGGCAUGCUGCCAUUUAAAAAGGGCUACACCUACUCAAAAAAAACAGGUUUUGAAAAUAUAAGCAGUAAAAGGUAUUAUUGCUGGAUUUUUGCCCAGUUUUUAUGCAUUUUAUUUACUAUACUAUCAUAUUCUAAACAUGUUUAGAUGAUUGUAUACUGUAUUUUCCUAUAAAAGUUUAUAAACCUUAACAUUUAAAAACUUUCAACUUCUUAUUGAAUGGCAUUGUUAUACAAAGUAAAUGAGGUUUACUAGAAAGGUUUUAGCUUCCUAUGUAAAAAUUUUCAUAUUUUGAACUCUGCUGAAUCUUAAAACUGUCAGUUGUUUCAAUGUGAUUAGUUUUAAGUUAUGUAAAGUAGUUUUUAAAAUAUCAACUGUGCUCAAUCCUUUGAGAACUACUGCUUGGGACCAGCAGGAAAAGAAACAUGGAUCUAAAAAUAAAUAAUAAAUCAUUCAUUCUAUAGUUUUAAAAAUCAUAGUUGUCAUUUAAAAAAAACCCAAGUGAAUCUUUUCAUAUGCAGUUAUAAAUGUAACUAUUAGUAAAAAUAUAAAUUAUGUGAAGAUUUUUAGUCCAAUAAAUAUUUUCUUUAAGAACA